AUGAGCACAGCCAGUCACCCGCCCGGCAGUUCUGGCUCGCCCGAUUUCCGAGCCUCAGUUGGUACCAGUAGUACUGCAAUCGACACGGGUGCUCCGCGAUUUAGGGCACCACGGUCGCUCCCUCCGUGGAUAGAUUCCUAUGAGACACGAUACGGACAGGCCACAGAAGACCAGCUCCGAUUACUAUCCCCUCCCGCCCGCGCUGUCCCGCCACAGCAUAAUCAUGCGCCCGCCGAACCCAACCGCCGAGUAUCCCGAGACGGCUAUGUCGACCUAGCCGGCGAUCCAAUCCUCGAGAAUGCACGCCCGCGCCCGAAGAUAAAGCUCACAGAUGUCUUCAGAGGCAAGGGAGCGCAGCACGGAAGGAAGUGGGAUCACCUACGGACCGCAGACCCUGUAAUUGUCUCGGCGCAUCGACCGGCGACCCAAGGACCUCCGGCAGCAUGGAGAGACUUCCUCCAAUCGUCGACUUACGGACACAUGGAUGGCGAAGAAUCAGAGGUCGUAGAUGUGGCGGUGCUGGAUAAGUUGCAGCCCGAUUUCAACAAGCGAUACGACGAAAACGCACAUCGAGACAUUGAGAGUAAGACCUCGAAGCGGAAACAGUCAAAAACCCUCUGGAAAAGAAUAUGGUCACUUGUUCUCCGACAUUACCUUAUUCCUUUCAUCUUUCGACUCACGGUCAUGGUCACGUCCAUCAUCGCCUUGGCUAUCGCAGCUCGUAUCUAUGAGGUUGAGAAUGCGAAAAGCGGCUCCAGUCCUGAGCGCGCCCAAAGCAUCGUGGCCAUCGCUGUCGAUACCGUCGCCUUGCCAUACAUAGGCUAUAUGCUCUGGGACGAGUACACAGGCAAGCCUUUGGGUCUCCGACCGGCUGUCCAGAAGAUCUCUCUGAUACUGUUGGACCUCUUCUUCAUUAUAUUCAAAUCAGCCAGCACAUCCUUGGCAUUCGAGUCACUUGUCUUCCAUAACGUGGACGCAGGCCCAGCUAGGCAUCUUUCCAAGGCACUGGCGUCCUUCAUGUUGUACAACGACUCGGGGGAGGCGAGGAUGAAAGCUCUCACGAUCAUAUCAGAGAAGAUGGCGCCCGCACUCCAGAUGCCUCCGGUCCCUAACCGGGAAGACAUCGGAGCCACAUGGAAGUACCUUGAGGCCGGCAUUCAGCGCAUCAUGCUAGAUCUUGAGCGUGGUAUCGACAUGCAAAUCUACAUGGGAGUCUACACUGCCGUCCACAACUUCUGCACCUCCCAAAAGGCGGUUGGAUUAAGCGUGCCACAAGGUAGCAUCGGAUCAGGUAACCAUAGGGGAGCUCACCUGCUCGGAGAGGAGCUUUACAACAAGCUCAUUGACUACCUCAAGUCACAUCUUCAACUCCUCGUCACACAGUCCAAGACGCACACCGACGAAGCACUCCUGACGUUCUACAUCAAAGAAUGGAACCGAUACACUGUCGCUGCCAAGUACAUCCAUCACCUUUUUCGGUACCUGAACCGACACUGGGUAAAGCGGGAGAUGGACGAGGGCAAGAAGAACAUUUACGAUGUUUACACGCUCCACCUUGUCCAGUGGCGUAGAGUGCUGUUCGAGCCCGUUUCGAAGAAGGUCAUGGAAGCUGUUCUGAAGCUCGUCGAGAAGCAGCGCAACGGCGAGACGAUCGAGUAUGGUCAGAUCAAGCAGGUCGUUGAUUCCUUUGUGUCUCUUGGCCUUGAUGACUCCGAUCCCACGAAGUCGACCCUGGACGUUUACAGAUAUCACUUCGAGCGCCCUUUCUUGGAGGCCACCAAGGAGUAUUACCAAAACGAGUCGAAGCAGUUUGUGGCUGAGAACAGUGUUGUGGAGUACAUGAAGAAGGCGGAGGCUCGCUUGGCUGAAGAGGAGGAGCGAGUCCGCAUGUACCUGCACGCCGAUAUAAUAACUCCCCUGCGGAAGACGUGCAAUCAAGCGCUCAUCGGCGACCACUCGCAGCUGCUCCGCGACGAGUUCCAAGUUCUCCUGGACAACGACAGAGAAGAAGACAUGGCCAGGAUGUACAAGCUCCUGUCCAGGAUUCCCGAAGGCCUAGACCCUCUCCGCCAGAGGUUCGAGACUCACGUCCGCAAGGCUGGCUUGGGUGCCGUCGAAAAGGUGGCAUCGGAUGCCGAGAAGUUGGAGCCAAAGGUCUACGUUGACGCCUUGCUGGAAAUUCAUUCUCAGUACUCUGGGCUCGUGACUAGAGCGUUCGAGGGAGAGGCCGAGUUCACCCGAUCGCUGGAUAACGCCUGCCGCGAGUUCAUCAACAGAAACGAGGUUUGCAAGUCAGGCUCGAACAAGUCGCCAGAGCUUCUGGCCAAAUACACGGAUGUCUUGCUCCGCAAGAGCAGCACUGGCAUUGAGGAGGGCGAAUUGGAGAACACGCUGACGCAGAUCAUGACCGUCUUCAAGUACAUUGAGGACAAGGACGUCUUCCAGAAGUUUUACUCUCGCAUGCUUGCUCGCCGGCUGGUCCACAGCAACUCUUCGUCAGACGACGCAGAGACCAGUAUGAUCAGCAAGCUCAAGGAAGCAUGUGGUUUCGAGUACACGAAUAAGCUGCAGAGGAUGUUCCAGGACAUGCAGACGUCGAAGGAUCUUAACGUCAGUUUCAAGGAGCAUGUGACUGGCCUUGGUGUCACCAAGAACGCCCUCGACUCUCAGUACUCCAUUCUUGGUACUGGUUUCUGGCCCCUGACGGCACCAAACACCAGCUUCACCCCCCCUGCUGAAAUUAAUGAGGACUGCGAGCGCUUCUCCCGCUUUUACAAGAACAGACACGAGGGUCGCAAAUUGACCUGGCUGUGGCAGCUUUGCAAGGGCGAGUUGAAGGCUGGUUACUGCAAGAACAGCAAGACGCCGUACACUUUCCAGGUGUCGGUCUACCAGAUGGCGAUUCUCCUCAUGUUCAACGACAAGGAUAAGCACACCUACGAAGACAUUGCCGGUGUGACGUUGUUGAGCUCUGAGGUGCUGGACCAGGCUCUUGCCAUUCUCCUCAAGGCCAAGGUGCUCAUUGCUUCUCCCGAGGGCAAGCCCGAGGCCGGCAAGUCUUUCCGACUCAACUAUGACUUCAAGAGCAAGAAGAUCAGAGUCAACCUGAACCUUGGAGGAGCCAAGGAGGCGAAGCAAGAGGAAGUAGAGACCAACAAGACGAUUGAGGAGGACCGAAAGCUUCUGCUUCAGUCUGCCAUCGUUCGUAUCAUGAAGGCGAGGAAGAAGAUGAAGCACACGCAGCUUGUCAGUGAGACCAUCAACCAGAUUCGGUCGCGAUUCGUGCCGAAGGUCUCGGAUAUCAAGAAGUGCAUAGAGAUUCUGCUCGACAAGGAGUACUUGGAACGGCUUGAGGAUGACGAGCUUGGGUACUUGGCGUAA
This is a messenger RNA of Colletotrichum karsti, 3381 nucleotides long. Its product is annotated as cullin family protein. Gene Ontology annotation, biological process: SCF-dependent proteasomal ubiquitin-dependent protein catabolic process; protein ubiquitination. Lineage: Eukaryota; Fungi; Ascomycota; Sordariomycetes; Glomerellales; Glomerellaceae. Gene Ontology annotation, molecular function: ubiquitin protein ligase binding. The transcript has 9 exons. Gene Ontology annotation, cellular component: SCF ubiquitin ligase complex. The record is from RefSeq and is a predicted model, not a curated record. Bases 1 to 3381 code for a protein of 1126 amino acids.